Molecule: messenger RNA, 2272 nt
Organism: Chaetomium strumarium
Lineage: Eukaryota; Fungi; Ascomycota; Sordariomycetes; Sordariales; Chaetomiaceae
Product: DHHC palmitoyltransferase-domain-containing protein
Exons: 2
Coding region: 204-2114 (636 amino acids)
Molecular function (GO): palmitoyltransferase activity
Source: RefSeq, a predicted model, not a curated record
AGCAGCCCCGGUACCGUGGCUCGCGUGGCUCGCGUUAGUUUGGGGCCCAGCUCCCUGGGAUUUCUAUUGCGACCUCGUCUCCUUGACAAAUUACGAGUUUUACAUGCCGUAAUUGUGACUGUCACUGAGUUGACGCCUGACGAUGGAUGGCCGAUAGUAACUUUGACGCACCGAUACACGGACUGCCGCCGCCCACCAACUGAAUGGAUGAGACACUGCGGUCGCCGUCUGAUCCCGCCUCUCCGAACAUGGCCUCGGCUCGCCGCUGGGCGCGAAAGAUCGAGCGCUCGUGCUGUACCUGUGCCAAGUACUUCCCGCUCGCCCUCGUCUACGGCCUCACCACCUGGGCAGUCUUCGUGCUGGUCACUCUCUGCUCCAGCCCGACCAAGGUGGCCUGGCUUGGCAAGCCGACUGCGCUCGCCGGCGUUGCCCUCUACCUCAUGCUCAACUGGUGUUACACCACCGCCGUCUUCACGCCUCCCGGUAGCACCACGAACGAUCAUGGCUACAGCACGCUCCCGACCCACGCCGCGCCGGCCGCCACCUCCUUCACCGUCAAGUCCAACGGCGAGCUGCGCUUCUGCAAGAAGUGCCAGGCCCGCAAGCCCGACCGCGCGCACCACUGCUCCACUUGCCGCCGCUGUGUGCUCAAGAUGGACCACCACUGUCCCUGGCUAGCCACCUGCGUCGGCCUGCGCAACCACAAGGCCUUCCUGCUCUUCCUCAUCUACACCACCUUCUUCAGCCUAUUCUGUUUCGCCGCGUCGGGCGCCUGGGUCUGGGAGGAGGUCUUCGUCGCCAAUGCCACCUACGUCGAGACGCUCAUGCCCGUGAACUACAUCAUGUUGGCCGUCAUCGCUGGCAUCAUCGGCAUAGUCAUUGGUGCCUUCUGUGGCUGGCACAUCUACCUGGCCACCAAGGGUCAAACGACGAUUGAGUGCCUGGAAAAGACGCGCUAUCUCUCCCCGCUGCGUCGCUCCAUGCACCAGACCUACAUCAACCAGCACACCCCCGGCCAGGGGGUGCACUUGCCAUCCUACGGCCAACAGCUCCUCGAUAUCCACCAGAACGCCAUCCCGGGCGUCACCCGGCCGGAAGAGGGCGAGGAACUCCGGCCCGAACCCUCUUUUUCGCAACGGUAUCAUGACCUCGAGUCCGGUCCGUCCUCCCCUCUGUCCAGAGGACCGCAGCUGCAAGCCGGUUCGCGCCGCUUCACCUACGAUGAGAUGGAGCGCUACCGAGCCAGAAAGCGCUACGAGGAAUACUUGGACGAGCAGGACUCGACCAAGCUGCCUAACGCAUUCGACCUCGGGCCCAAGCGCAACCUGCUGCAUCUGUUCGGGCCCAACCCAUGGCUAUGGGUUAUUCCCGUGUGCAACACCACGGGCGACGGGUGGACCUGGGAGCCCAAUCCGAAGUGGAUCGAAGCGAGGGAUAAGCUGGCCAAGGAGAGGUGGGAGCAGGUCCAGCGCGAGAGAGCGGCUGGGUGGGGUGCGGAUGAGGAUGAGGACGAUGACAUAACCCCAACCAUCUCUGUGUCUACGCCUGAGGGCGGCGCGGGGAGGCAUUACCGCCAACCGUCUCAACCUCGACCUCACCCCCGUCCACAUCAACCGCUAAUCAACGGCACCAGAAAUGCGCCUAGCCUAUCACCUCUUCCCUCCCCAGGCGUCGCGGGGGCACGGAAAACACCAAGCAAAGCCGACCGCAUCCUAGGCCGCGAUCCGAACCUGUACGCCGACGGUGUUUCGGGGCAGGGGUCGAGUGAGUCGGUAUCCCUGAAGCGACUCAGCCCGGUCGGGAGGACGAUUGAGGAUGAAUUGGACGACAUUGAUAAUGAUCUCGAAGAUAACGACCGUCACGAAGCCGAAAGACAGCAGCAGCAAACGCAACAGCAGCAGCAGCGAGAUGAGGCGGAAAGGAGAGCGUUGAACGUGGUGACCAACGGACGCUGGGGGAGGAGCAGUCCCAACCCUGCGCGUGUUGGGGGCGCCAGCACCUUGUUGCGGGGACCAGGGUCGCCUGGGCUUCUCGGAGGUUCCGCCGCCGGUGAUCCUGGGAAAGGAGGUGGACCCUCUCGAGACGGUCUUGAUGAUGAUGAUGGGGUGGAUUGAGUACCUUAAUAAUCUAGUGUAUACACGAAUGCCGUCUUUCCCCCGUCUUGUACUAGCAUAUUCGGGCGUCUGCACCAGAGAUAUAUGUGCUAUCUCUACCUAGGUAUACAUAGAUUUAUGGCACUUGUCUACUAGUUAAAUCCCCCUACUUGCUUGCA